CAAAUUAGAUUUGAUUGGCCUUCGGGAAUUUAAUUCCCCAGGCAUCUACAUAGGCCGUGGAGGCCCUAUGGUAGAGGGUUCUUUGGUGGGGGUAGCGUUCUAAUUUACAAUGCGGUCUUAUAUAAAUCCCCCUUCCUGAAACAGAAUACGGUUGAACAAACCACCGACUGCCACCAAGCGGUAAGGUCAUUAUCGUCAGUAGAGUUGGCUGCAGCUUGAGGUAUUGCGGGUCUUGAAUAAUUCGAGACUCGUGGCAUUAACCCCUAAGAGCUAUUCCUAGGAGCAAAUAUCACCAGCGAAGGAAUUUCAAUAUGAGUGUUUGUGGACGAGCGUCAAAUUAUAGUAGUGUAAAUUAGGAGUCAAUCGGUUGAACGAUCUUAUGUUGGCACUGCUGAGGUACGAGUAUCUAUCAAAUUACGGCGGUUCUGAUUUUGCAAUAUUUUCGUGUCGGGGAAUUACUAAUUGAGCGAACCUCUCUCUUGAGCUUGCAAAGCUAGGCGACUAUGGGUCGAAGAUGGAAAUUGGCAGAAGUGAGUGAGCAUAAAACUCAAGAGAGUUGCUGGACGGUUUUACAUGGGAAGGUAUACGAUAUCACUUCAUUCGUCCCAAAACAUCCUGGAGGGAGAAGUAUUCUGCUAAAGAAUGCAGGGCAAGACGCUUCGGCGGCCUUCGACUCGGUCCACCCAGUUGAGAUUCUAGAUGAGUAUCUGACGCCAGACCAAGUAAUAGGAACAAUUGAAUCAGGCGACGCUCCCGAGGACAAGAUGGCACAGAAAUCCAAGCAUGAUUCGCACCUAGGAUUGAAGGACACUUCAUCAACUACGUUACCGCCUCUUGCGUCGAUGUUGAGUGUAUCUGAAAUUGAAUCGCACGCGAUGAAACGUCUAUCACCCAAAGCAAUAUCAUAUUAUGUCUCUGCUACUGACGACCAACUCACCUUAGAGGCGAAUGGUAAGAUAUACCGGUCUAUCCUCCUGCGACCGCGGGUCUUUGUAGACUGCACAGAGUGCUCGCUGGAGACAUCGAUAUUAGGCAAUGGGGUAGGCCUACCAAUCUAUGUCUCUCCAGCUGCCAUGGCUCGUCUGGCCCAUCCGAGUGGCGAAGCUGGAAUAGCCCGCGCAUGCUCAAAAUUCAACGCGCUUCAGAUCAUCAGUAAGAAUGCCUCGAUGUCACCGCCGGCAAUCGUGAGUGCCGGGCCUGACGCAGUCUUCGCGUGGCAACUAUAUGUGCUCAAGGACCUCGCAGCAACCGAGAGGACUCUAGCCCAAAUCCGCAAAAUCCCGCAGAUCAAGUUCAUCGUCCUAACGCUGGACGCACCGUUCCCCGGAAAACGCGAAGCAGAUGAGCGCUUCAAAAUGGCGGAGGUAGCUGGCGGGGCACCGCCGCAGGCUUGGGGGACAGAGUCGGCGUUAACAUGGAGAAAGACGUUGGAAUGGCUAGGCAGACAUACGAGCUUGCCGAUAGUCCUCAAAGGAGUUCAGACACAUGAGGAUGCAUACGCCGCAACGCUGUUCCCUGCUGUUAAAGCUAUCAUCAUUUCGAAUCAUGGAGGCAGGGCACUUGAUACUGCACCUCCGCCGAUCCAAGUCCUGUUGGAAAUUCGAAAGUUUUGCCCACAUGUUUUUAACUGUAUCGAUGUACUCGUUGACGGGGGUGUCAAGAGAGGUACAGAUGUUGUGAAGGCUCUGGCGUUAGGAGCGAAGGGUGUUGGGAUCGGCCGAGCGGCUCUGUACGGACUCUCAGUUGGUGGAGAAGAAGGCGUUGUGAGAGUGCUCAAGAUUUUGGCCGACGAGACCGAAACGGCGAUGAGGCUACUUGGUGUGAAGAAUGUAUCAGAACUUAGUCUGCGCCACAUUAAUACGAGUGCCUUAACAGCAAGGUUGUUCGAUGGGCCUUCAGGUCUCGAGGAUAUUGAAAGGAAACUCCAGUCUAAAUUGUGAAGAUGUUACUAGGACUAGUAAAUGGGUUAAUGAAUGCGCAUGCCAUCAAAUAAGGCAUGAAUUUAAUAAAAUAUUGAAGUCCCUUAAAUUGUCUUUGGAUACCUAUCUAGUAGGUCGAUGAAUCGCCUAAUUUAGUAUAGUAUAACAUAUUUGUUCGCUUUUAGAUAUCGCUUCA
Molecule: messenger RNA, 2115 nt
Organism: Daldinia decipiens
Lineage: Eukaryota; Fungi; Ascomycota; Sordariomycetes; Xylariales; Hypoxylaceae
Product: FMN-dependent dehydrogenase-domain-containing protein
Exons: 5
Coding region: 504-1940 (478 amino acids)
Molecular function (GO): heme binding; oxidoreductase activity
Source: RefSeq, a predicted model, not a curated record